AUGAUAUCCGACAUUAAGAGGAUGGUGUACAAUAAUUCUUUAUUGACGGGCAGUAUAUCGUCAGAGCUAGAUGAUGACGAUGUAUUCCCCAGUUUAAACGAGUUCGAUUUACCGUUGAAAGCAAAGGUGUUACGAAGCAGGAACUUUUCUGAACUUAGUGGUGAUCAAGGUGAGAUAAGUAAGAAAGUUAGAUUUGAAAAUACUGAUGAUAGUAGUGGGACCACAGAUAGUUAUCUAUCGGAUGAUAUCUAUUCGGAAAGUGAUCAUUCUAAAAUAGGCCCCAUAAAGGCAUCUAUUGAAGAGCUCCUUCGAAAUGCUGACGAAUACAACCAACUUACGGAAGAGAGUUUGUCAGGUAAAGCCUUGUCACGCAUACUGAGUAAUGUACCACCGGGUACAGCUACAUUUUCCGAAACCCUUUCGAAUUUUGAUUUGUCUGAUAACGAAUUAGAUGGGAACUAUAGAUUAGAUCCUGUUUCAAGUUACAAUACUGAGAAUAGUCUGGAUAAUAUCCUACUAGAUGAUGCAUUGUCUGGAACUGAAAAUGGGCCAUAUCAUAGUAGUGACACUACGAGCAAUUCACGGCGUUCCACACCAUUGAGUAAUGGGACAAUCAAUAACUCGCCCUCCGAGAUCAAUAAACCUUUCGAAAUUGAUCAAGAACUCUCUAAAUUUCAUGCAUUAAACAUUAAGUCACAACCUACAUUUGGGAGCCAAGAUAUGGACCAUUUGUUGUAUAAUAAGGACAAAAUAUCCUUGGAACAAGGUUAUUUACUGGUAGAAGACGCUAUAAUCACCUUUGAAGAAACAAUUUCCCUUCUAUUGACAUUGUCAAGGGAAAAUACCAACGGUAUAUUAUCUCCUCAAGCAUACAAACCUGAUCUUACUUUUGACACAUUUAUUAUGAAAAAUACACCUUCAUUAUCAUAUUUCGAUUUCAUUCAAAGAAUCCAAAAUAAAUGCAUGUUCGGAUCUGUAGUUUACCAGUCAGCUACAUGGCUUCUACAGCUUCUUUUCUUACAAAGAGAGAGUAUCGACGAACCAUUAAAAUUAAAGCAUCAACUACAAGAAAAUGAAAUUCACAGAAUUAUAAUCGCCACUAUCAGAAUAGCAACAAAAUUGAUUGAAGACCACAUCCAUUCUCACCAAUAUUUUUGUAAAGUUUGUGGAAUCUCUAAAAGACUCCUAAGUAAAUUAGAGGUUACUCUAUUACUUUGUUUGAAAGAUGAGGCAUUAAUGAUAACGAGCGAAAAGUUGGCUGCCUCGGUACAAAUCUUAAAUGAAUUGAAAUCAUACCUUUAA
This is a messenger RNA of Kazachstania africana CBS 2517, 1302 nucleotides long. RefSeq names its product Pcl8p (gene PCL8). The transcript has a single exon. Gene Ontology annotation, molecular function: protein kinase binding; cyclin-dependent protein serine/threonine kinase regulator activity. The coding region runs from base 1 to 1302 and encodes 433 amino acids. Gene Ontology annotation, cellular component: cyclin-dependent protein kinase holoenzyme complex; nucleus. Gene Ontology annotation, biological process: regulation of cyclin-dependent protein serine/threonine kinase activity. The record is from RefSeq and is a predicted model, not a curated record. Lineage: Eukaryota; Fungi; Ascomycota; Saccharomycetes; Saccharomycetales; Saccharomycetaceae.